AUGGAUACAAAAUUCGGUAAGAACUAUAAAACAGGAGGGACAACGUCCAAGGAAGUCAACCACGGACACAUCAGAGUGACAGAGUUGGAGGUUUACGCCGUCAAAGAUGGCCAAAGACAAAAGCCAAAUUUGCCCACUACAUGGCGGAAAUCUGCAGAAUGGGGACCAAAGUUGCUUGGGAGUUUGAAAGAAGAUGUAAAAGGCAUCCAACCGCCAGAAGAACUUGACGUGCCACAUUUCAACAUUCUAUUGAUUGGGCCUUUAGGCUCGGAGAUACCACAAGCCGUCUUAGUCACAAAGAUUGACAAACUCUGCGAUAAAACGGAUGAAAAUGUUAGUAACACAUUCAUCAGCCCAACGGUGAAGGAGGUAGUCGAAAAAGUAUCAGAGCUGUUUAAAUUCCCACGGAACAAUAUUUGGCCAAUUAAAAAUUAUGAAGAGAAAGUAGAAAGUGAUGAAAACGUCAACAUCCUUGCUUUGCUUGCUGUUCGACAGAUCCUGUUUUUUGUAGAGGACUAUUUGGAAAACAUGAAAGUGAAGCAAAGUAGGGGAAGUCAGAAAGGAAAGGCAAAGCAGGCUGAAUGUGAGUUGUUCGGGUCAGACACUGCUUAA
Mya arenaria is the source of this 612-nucleotide messenger RNA. RefSeq lists its product as uncharacterized. NCBI's taxonomy places the organism in Eukaryota, Metazoa, Mollusca, Bivalvia, Myida, Myidae. The record is from RefSeq and is a predicted model, not a curated record. The coding region runs from base 1 to 612 and encodes 203 amino acids. The transcript is spliced from 4 exons.